GGCAGGGCGGGGGCGGGGCCGGGGCAGGCUGGGGUUUGGGCCGCGGUGCAGGUUUGUGGUCAGGUGCGGUGCCAGCUGAGUGCAGGUGAAGUGUGUCUGUGAAGUGUGGGCCCCGACAUGGUGCAGGCUUGGUACAUGGACGAGUCCGCUGAUGACCCGUGGCGGCCCCACCGCGCGGAGCCCAGCCGCCCGGUGGACCUGGAACAGCUGCGCAAACUCGGGGUCCUUUACUGGAAGUUGGAUGCUGACAAAUAUGAAAAUGAUCCAGAAUUAGAAAAGAUUCGCAAAGAAAGAAACUAUUGUUGGAUGGAUAUAAUAACCAUAUGCAAAGAUAAACUGCCAAAUUAUGAAGAAAAGAUUAAGAUGUUUUAUGAGGAGCACUUGCACUUGGACGAAGAAAUUCGCUACAUCUUGGAUGGCAGUGGGUACUUCGAUGUACGAGAUAAGGAGGAUAAGUGGAUCCGGAUUUCCAUGGAGAAAGGAGACAUGAUCACUCUUCCUGCAGGGAUUUAUCACCGUUUCACACUGGAUGAAAAGAACUAUGUGAAGGCCAUGCGGCUGUUUGUGGGAGAACCUGUGUGGACAGCAUACAACCGACCGGCUGAUCAUUUUGAGGCUCGGGGGCAGUACAUGAAGUUUUUGGCACAGACAGCAUAGUGGUGCUCCCUUGAGAAGUAUCUUGACAUGACAAAUGCAGAAAAUCCAUCAUUUUCUUCUUGCUUUCCUCUUGUAGACACAGGCUAGGUGAGCUUUCCUUUGCAAAACUGAUCAGAAUAUGUCUUAAUGAAAGGAGUUGGAAACCUAUUUUUUUUUUUUUUUACAUAGGGGCAACUGUAGAAAUAUGGACAAAUCACAUUCAUUUUCUCUUAAUUCAAGAUGAGUGUGACAGUACCCUGUGCUUGCAUGUCUGUGUAACUCAAACCUGAGUACAUUUCAUCUCCCCAAAUGGAGCUGUUUAGAUGUGUCACUGGGACCUGUGCUUCAGGCAGACAUAGAUCAGUGCUGUACCUGCCUUGAAUAAAGUUGUGAUAGUUAUUGGUGAGACUGACAAGACUGUAGACAUCUCCAAAAAACAAACAAACAAACAAAUAAAAAACAGCCUGAGAGGGGCAUGUGUGGUUGCUGACACUACAUUAUUGUUCAGAAUAAAAAAGGUGCCUUAAUUUCAA
This is a messenger RNA of Erinaceus europaeus (western European hedgehog), 1169 nucleotides long. RefSeq names its product acireductone dioxygenase 1 (gene ADI1). The record is from RefSeq and is a predicted model, not a curated record. Bases 118 to 657 code for a protein of 179 amino acids. The transcript has 4 exons. Gene Ontology annotation, molecular function: acireductone dioxygenase [iron(II)-requiring] activity. Lineage: Eukaryota; Metazoa; Chordata; Mammalia; Eulipotyphla; Erinaceidae.